Drosophila arizonae is the source of this 924-nucleotide messenger RNA. RefSeq lists its product as uncharacterized. Lineage: Eukaryota; Metazoa; Arthropoda; Insecta; Diptera; Drosophilidae. The record is from RefSeq and is a predicted model, not a curated record.
CACACACACACACCUCUCUGAUUCUCCUGUUAACUUGGCCAAGUUUUAUAAAAAUUUUUGUUUUUUAGCUAUGAAUAUCCUAUGCAAAUUCUUAAGUUUGGAUGUAAACGAGGAGAUGGCUCGACUUUUCAGCGCCUCAUGCAAGCCUGACGAUGCGAAUGCCUCCCGCAGCUGCGAGGAUUAUUCCAAAGAGCCCGUCGAGUGCCUCAGCUAUACCAUUCGGCACAAGUAUCCCAAGCGCCUGGUCACCUACGAUGCGGAGGAGCGCUGCGAGCCGCGCAAAAUACGCGCUUCGGAUCUAGAGGAGAGCCAUGAGCCGAAAGGCAAGAAAUGCGAAAGCCCGACAGAGACGAAACCUGGUUCGACUGAGGCUAAGGCCACCAAGGUGGCCAGCAAAUGCUCCAAGCUGUUCGACCUGCAAAAGAGGCCGACGAAGCAGCAUUUGAAGAUAAUGGAGCGCCGUGCCAAGACGCUUUACCAACUCAGAGCUCUGCGGCGGCGGCAAUGCGGGGAGUGCACGAGCACUGAGCCCAGCUGGGAGAGUCUCAGCUCGGCUGAGAGGCUCAGCUUCUGCUGGAGGUCGCUGACUCACCACGAGCUGCGCCCGACGCCUUACGAGAACUUCAGGCAGCUGUUCAUGGCGCGCCACCUGGACACCUGUCCGCAGCUGAAUGCGCGCAAGGUGAGCGCAAUGGUGCGACCCACCUGGCUGAGCAUGAAGAGCGAGCAGCGCGUGCCCUUCAAUCUGCACGCCCUGCUCUAUCAUGUCAGCACCGGAGACCUGGAUCCCUUCGAUCACUGUGCGGUGCGUGUGCUCUUGAAUCGCUGGCGCUGACCCUGAAGACUGCUGGGCCUGUGCUCUGGCGGGCGCAUUAAGAUGUCUGUCAGGCACAUUUGAUUUUCAUUUUAAUUUCCCAAUUUUUU